Schizosaccharomyces cryophilus OY26 is the source of this 3094-nucleotide messenger RNA. Its product is annotated as origin recognition complex subunit Orc4. Bases 144 to 2882 code for a protein of 912 amino acids. NCBI's taxonomy places the organism in Eukaryota, Fungi, Ascomycota, Schizosaccharomycetes, Schizosaccharomycetales, Schizosaccharomycetaceae. Gene Ontology annotation, cellular component: nucleus; nuclear origin of replication recognition complex. Gene Ontology annotation, biological process: DNA replication; DNA replication initiation. The record is from RefSeq and is a predicted model, not a curated record. The transcript has a single exon. Gene Ontology annotation, molecular function: DNA replication origin binding.
CGUCUACAAAACCCGAAAUACACCUGCGAGAUUUACUUUGAAUCAUUGUUAAGGCUUUUUAAGAACUCCAAACUUAAAAUUGAAAUUUUACCUGUACAUUAAUAAGAAAACGCUGGCGGGAUGCAUUUUCUGUGAAAUUUGAUAUGCGUGUAUCUCCAGUAGCUGAAAAUGAAGUGUUUCAGGACACUUCCCCAAACACUACUGUUGACGAAAAACAUGAUACUCUAAAAAAUGAUUAUAAUUUAGAUGAAAAUAAUGAAUACGGUAGUGAAGAUGAGUCAGAAUCGGAUGAGACAGAAUACAAGUCAGCAGAAGAAUCACCGUUGGAUGUUAUUGAUCAUGAGAACGAAAAGGAUGACUCUAUAACUGAUGCCAAGUCUUCUGUGCAAAAAGUAGAUCCAGAAAAUCUGAACGAUGAUAAUGGCUCGAAUGAGACCGAAUCAAAUCGAUUGGAAUCAACGGGAUCUGAUCACAGCGUUAGAGACGAAGUAGAACUCUCGAAAGAAGAACAAGAAGCCGAACCCGUUAAACGAGGUCGUGGACGACCACGGAAAUACCCCCCAAAAGAACCCGAGGAAGCUGGCCCCGUCGUCAAAAGAAAAAGAGGCAGACCACGAAAAACCCAAGAAGAUUCAGCAACUAACGAAGUUUCUUAUAAAAAGCGCGGUCGUGGAAGGCCUCCGUUAAAGAGAGCAACCGAGUAUUGGACGACUGUAAAUGAGGACAAUUUAGAAGAUAAGUCGAUUAAUGAUGAAAAGGUGUUUUCGGAAGCAAAAGAUGAAAAUGAUGAUAUUCUUGAAACUGACACUGAUGAAGAUGGGUCCGACUCAACCAUUGAUUUAAAUGUGUUUUCUCCAAAAAAAAAGCGAGGUCGCCCUCCGCUCGAUAAACAGGAAGAAGAAGAUCCUUCCUUAAUUACAGGUAAAAGAAAAAGGGGAAGGCCUUCCGGGAAACAACCGCUUGUUGAAAUUCCUACCCGACCGGACGUUGAGCAACCCAAGCGAGGCCGUGGCAGACCUCGAAAAGCACCACUUAAAAAGCCUGCUUCUGACCUUAAUGAUUCUAGUGAAGACGAUGACAAUACCGAAGAUGAUGAAACGGAAGACGACCUGACAUUUGGAGAAAGUUCUGAGUCUGCACCGGUAAGAAAACGAGGAUGGUCACCUAAGCAUCCACUACAGUCAAAUAUAGACGAAAUUAAUAUUAUUCAUUCCGAUUUUCAUCAUAAGCAGGAAGUCCCGCCUAUUUAUCCUCCAAAUUUUUCAAACGCUCAAGCCGCUCAGCCUUCUACACCCUCUUCUCCAUCCUCAUCUUCUUCUACUCCAUCUCCUCCUGCUACGCCUUCAAACAAGACUCCGAAUCCUCCUAUGAAUACAUUAGUUUCUUCGAUGAAUCAACAUUUGGCUCCCGAACGGUCAUUGGUAAAUAAUAGCUUGCCAAAAAAGGCAAGUUUCCAAGUAACCGUAGUUUCUCCUAGAAAACCGGAACCCGCUUUAAAUCACAAAGAAAUUACUGGCAAUCUCAUCUCUGAAUUGGGGUUUAAUGAAGUUAGUACUGAAUUACAAAAAAUAAAGGCGUCUGUAACUAGACGAUUAACUGGGAAGGAAAAAAUUCAACUUAUAGGACAUGAAGAAGAAAAAUCUAAGCUUUAUCAGUGGGCACAGCAAACUGUCUUAUUAGGUGAAGGAAACUCAGUGAUUGUCGUAGGCUCGAGAAGUUCUGGAAAAUCAUUGUUGGUCGAGAGUGUGCUUCAAAAGGCUAAAGUUGAAAUAUCCGAAUCUUUUUACACUGUACGACUAAAUGGAGCUUAUUUGCACGAUGAUAAAGUAGCUCUUAGAGAAAUCUCACGCCAAUUGUCGGUUGAAUUAGAAUCUUUGGAUUCUGAAGACGCUAUCCGCUCCGAAACUAGUUUUGCAGAUACUUUAACGAGACUUUUGGCUACUCUUUCACACCCAUCAGAUUUGGGAAUCACGAAGGAUGGAUUUACGACAUCUGCAUCUGUUAUAUUUAUUUUAGAAGAAUUCGAUCUGUUCGUGCAGCAUCCUAGGCAGAUGUUGCUGUAUAAUUUGUUUGAUAUUGCUCAGUCAAGGAAGGCUCCAAUCUUAGUGAUAGGUCUGACUACUCGAUAUGAUUGUUUUGAGUCGCUCGAGAAGCGUGUAAAAAGUCGAUUCAGUCAUAUGGUUAUUCAUACACCUCCCCCUUCUUCUUUACUGGAAUUUUUGGACGUAUAUCGAAAUGUUCUUACUAUUACCAAUAAGGAUUCUAUAUCGAAAUUAGCUCUUGAAUGGAACAGCCGGGUAAAUAAUUUAUUAUCUGACCCUUCGAGUAAUAUGCACAAGUUAGUACAAUAUCAUUAUUAUUCAAGCAGAAAUUUACGAAUGCUGUACGUCGAUUCUUUAAUUCCUAUUACGUCUAGAUCAGCGUCUCAGCCACUUUUGGAUGAUGCUGAUUUCUACAGGUUUAACUUGAGAGUAUCCGAUCAUAAAGUGGAACUUGUCAAAAACUUAAGUUUGCUAGAGCUAGCGCUCUUGAUAUGUACUAUUAGAUUUGAAUCCAGAGAUAUUCCAGCUUGCAAUUUUAACAGUGUUUAUCAGGAAUAUCGCCAUCUUCAUCAACGUACGGUACUAGACGCAGUGGCUUCAGGUGCGCUUGCCCAUAGCUUUCGCUUAUGGGGAAGAGACGUUGCUUUAGAGGCUUGGGAAAAGUUGGCUUCAGUAGGAUUAAUAGUUUCUCUGCAACCAAAUUCGGAAAUAAGUGGUGCAUUAUCAAGGGAAUGCCAACUUUGGCAGCCAGAGGUCGAUCUUACUGUUAUUACUGCCGCUUUACGUGAACACAAAAGGUUACCGUCUCAUUAUUACCGUUGGUUAAAGGAUAUUGCUUAAGAGCUAGAGUACUCGCUAUUUGUUUGGGCUUGAGAGUGCUAUCUUGAAAUCAAUGUUAAAAACUCGUGCAUGUGACUAUGAAGUUGUCAAAGGAUUAUUAAACUUAAGUUAUAUCAUGUUCUCUUCCUUCUUUGAGGAUUAUUUAUCAGUUUGUGUAUAAUUAUUUUUGUAUAUAAAGUAUCAAGAAUAAAUAAAUUCAUUCCAUCAAACAA